This is a messenger RNA of Anoplopoma fimbria (sablefish), 1830 nucleotides long. RefSeq names its product dynein 2 intermediate chain 2 (gene dync2i2). Gene Ontology annotation, cellular component: ciliary plasm; cytoplasmic dynein complex. The record is from RefSeq and is a predicted model, not a curated record. NCBI's taxonomy places the organism in Eukaryota, Metazoa, Chordata, Actinopteri, Perciformes, Anoplopomatidae. The transcript is spliced from 9 exons. Gene Ontology annotation, molecular function: dynein heavy chain binding; dynein light chain binding. Bases 241 to 1758 code for a protein of 505 amino acids. Gene Ontology annotation, biological process: intraciliary transport.
CUCUCUUGACUCUGGACAUUAUCUCGGUAACCAAGGUGACGCUAGCUUUAAAGGAAAAUGGCCCCGGCCUUGUUAAACGCACAGGAAAACAGCUAGCUCACCGAGCUAACCUGAGCUGUUUGGAAUGUGCCACAGAGUUACUAUUCUGUCCACACCGUAUGAUCGCAGUGAGCCCUUUUUAAGGUAGUUAAUGUCAACCAUUCAACUUUUAUUCAGCCUGAGCAAAUCCCUAUCACUAGCAUGUUUACUGACGAGGCGCUGGAUCCAGUGAGUAUCCGGUCUCUGUGGAGGAUAUCUCAGCAGUCGGUGCAGGAGUCGAGAGGCUGUCAGACCAGAGCUGUGCCCAGUGCUGAGGCAGAGAUACAGACUCUAUCGGUCACCAUCAGCUGCACCCAAACAGAACCAGAGGAUCAGGCCAACCAGCAGCUCUUCCAGCAAAGCCAUGAGGAGCUGGAGCCGCCUGGCCUCAAGGACUUCCUGCUGCAAGUUGAAGACACGGUCAUCAGGGAGUUGGUCAGAAAUGCCCGGAGUCACGCCUUUGAUGAGUUCCAGGUGAACUGGGAAGAUCAGAGUCAGCUAGUUUCAUGCCUCCAUGGCCUUCAACAUCCCAGCGCUCAGGAGAGAGGGCUUCAUGUAACCAGUGUGUCCUGGAGUUGUACAGGUUCAGUUAUUGCCUGUGCCUACGGUCGGAUUGACGAUGGGGACUGGAGCACUGAGAGGUCCUGUAUUUGUACGUGGAACCUGGACCGUCGCAGUCUGAAUCCCAAACAAGCGGACCUGGUCAUAGAUGUUCCCACUACAGUCACCGCUCUGUGCUGUCAUCCCAACCAGCCCGCCCUCAUUGCAGGGGGUCUUUACAGUGGAGAGGUGGUGGUCUGGGACACCAGUCGGACUCAGGACCCUGUGCUGGUCCAAACUGGUAUGUCAGCAGACAGCCACAGAGAGCCUGUUUAUCAGGUUGAAUGGGUGCCCCUGCAUAAGAAAGGAGAGUUUGGGGUGCUCAGUGCUUGUUCAGGAGGAAGGGUACUCCUGUGGACGGUGGACUCAGACCUGAGCAGGUUUGUCCUGAAUGCUGCCUACGCCUUAGUACGACAGCAGGUUCCCCACAGCAGCAACAUCAGCUUCAAGGCCCGGGGCAGCAGCACCGUGGGUGUCACCUCCUUGGCUCUGUCCCCCUGGGACCCUGACACCUUCUUGGUGGGCUCGGAGAGCGGCCUGCUGCUUAGAUGCUCCUUCUCCUCCCUGAAGCCGGCUGCUUUGCCUUCCGAAGGCUACAAUGUGACACUGAGAGCCCCGGCGGUCUUCCUGUUUAGGCCCUGCAGCGGCCCCGUCCACUCCAUACACUGCUCCCCUUUCCACAGGAACCUGUUUGUGAGUGCAGGGACUGAUGGUCUGGCCCACCUCCACUCUCUGCUGCAGGCCAACCCGCUGCUCUCGCUCAGGGUUUCAGAUUCCUACGUGUUUCAGGUGCAGUGGUCUCCAACCAGACCGCUGGUGUUUGCAGCAGCCACCGGACAAGGUCAGGUGCAGAUAUUCGACCUGGGCCGCAGGUCCCUGAGGCCAGCAGCCACCAUCGAGCAGGGAGGUGCAGACCAAGCUGCAACUUGUUUGGCCUUCAACCGUCAGAAUCCUCACCUCCUGGCAGUGGGGAAAACUAACGGGACGGUCUCCAUUUGGCAGCUGAGCCACGAUUUAACGGAGCAGAGCCCCAGAGAGAGCAGCCACCUGGAGCAGAUAGCCAAUGAGGUGGCAGAAUGAGACAUUUUGAAAUGGGACAGUUGAAGACUGACUGGCUAAUUUAUGUGAACUGUGUUUUGAAAAAUAAAAAUC